ACCUUCAUUACAGACCAGUCCAGAUUGGAGGAGGACACAGAGGCGAGCCGUGAGAGCGAACAGAUGUGAACUGGACUACGAAAAGACAGCAAGCUGUAGUGAAGACGGAGAACCUCUGAUUCCGCUAACAUGUGGCAACCCGCGUCGGAGCGACUGCAGCACUUUCAGACAAUGCUGAAGACCAAGCUAAAUGUGCUGACGCUGAGGAAGGAGCCAUUGCCCACGGUGAUCUUUCACGAGCCCGAGGCCAUUGAGCUCUGCUCCACCACACCGCUCGCAAAGAGCCGAACCCAUGCUGGAUACAAGGUGACCUACCUGGGGAAGGUGACUAUCUCCGGGAGCCAGUUCCUGUCUGGCUGCACAGAGUCAGCUGUGGUCGGUCUGGUGGAUCGUCGAGCCUUGGCUCAGCAGCAGGGGAUCUGCCCCGGGGGCAGCUCUCUGCUGGAGAUCCGGCCCUUCCAGGUGCGUCUUCAUCACCUGGAUGAGCACGGCGAGGCCUCAGUAACCAUGGACACCUACCAGGUGGCACGGAUUGCCUACUGCACAGCCGACCACAGCGUCAGACCCAAUGUCUUUGCUUGGAUCUACCGGGAGAUCAAUGACGACCUGUCCUUCCAGAUGGACUGCCACGCUGUGGAGUGUGAAAGCAAGCUGGAGGCCAAGAAGCUGGCACACUCAAUGAUGGAGGCUUUCCGCAAGACUUUCCACAGCAUGCGCAGUGACGGCCGCAUUCACAAGAGUGGUUCAUCAGACGACUUUGCUGAGGACUCGUCCACCCCUGAAGAUUCUACCCCCGACGACGGUUGAACUGACGGACACCUAAACUCCUGAUCCCCAUCCUUACAAAGUGAGGGGUUACUGGAAGGAUGGACAGUUUACCUGCUCUCUCAUUCUCCUCUACUAUCUAUUUUCUGUUUUAAUUUGGAACAAAAUCAACUGACCCUGUGAACCAACACGCCCAGGAUAAUGAAGUAGCUUUUAAAUAAAGGGAAGGUAGAUGAACGACUGACAUUUACAUACAGGGAUAGCAAAGUGCUGCCAUAAAUGGCCCUUGAAGACCUGUAAGGGCACCUCUGUGAACGCCCUCAUGAGAUUGACUAGACAUUUCCAUUCCCCGCCACUGUCACUCCUGCACCAAGCAAAGACACAGUUUGUGGUUCUUAAGCUUUUUUGUCUAGGGAACAACAAAAUAUAGUUGCUGUUCUUCAGAUCCCAGCUCAUGAAAACCUAUUGCUACUCUUGCCAUGUAGGGACCCAACAGAAAUAAGCCUGUGACUUAUUUGGGUCCCAACUCAGAGUUUAUGAGACUGUUGGAGCACAUAAAUUUGUUAAAUGUUUAAUUUUGUGGAUCUCUGUUACAAUGCCUUUGACCUUGGUAAUAGCAAGUGAGGAUGUGAAAGAAAAGCUAAGACUUUAAGCACUACUCAUAUCAUCACUUUGGUCCUUAGAUCCAAGUUGAACCCCAAAACGAUUUGCCUGUACGGCUUUGCUCAUGUGUGAGAUGGAGCCAGAAGUGUUGCCUCUGUCUCUGCUGAAUAGAUACUUAAAGAUUAUGAACAUAGAGUAUGUAUAAAGCACCUGGGCAAAUAAAGGUGCUAUAUAUGUUACAUUUAAAAGUUCUCAAAUGGCUGAAAGUCUGGGCCUGUCUGCACACCUCAAUCAUUCACAUCUGACUUCUGUUCUUAGUAUACCAAAUUUCAGGCUGUUUUUGCCUGUCAGAUUAUGUGCCUCACUUUCCUCUCACAUUACUUUGGUCUUUUACCCAGGUCUUAGUGUGUAUGUGUGGCCAUGUGUGUGUGCGUCAACCUGUUUAUGUGUGUGUUAAUGUAAUUGCGUAUUUCUGCACUAUGUGUAUAUGAAUGUACACGUGAGUGCUCGCAUCUCUGUUUAUGAAAGAGAAAAAAGUGAGAAUGGAGGAGUGCAUUUAGCUGGAGGUGAAGACUUCUCAUUGCCCCAGAAGCAUCCAUUUUUGAUGCUUAAGGCAGCCUUUUAAAAUCAGACAUGGUACUGUGACCAUUCGCCAGAUUCUAAGUUUUCUUACUCUCAUCUUAUUAAAAAGGCUGCGUGAGUUUGAGAAGCUGAAUGUGUCAGUUUACAGAGACUGAGGUUGAUCUUAAAUCAUAGCCGUCCAGGACAACGACCGACUCCUCGUCUCUGCUGAAUGUAUGAUGAGUCCGACUUCACACUUCACACCAUCCCCAGUCACUUCAGUCCACUGUAAUCUCCUCAUGCCAUCUCCGUGGCAGUGCUUUGUUCUGUUGCUGCCCACAGACAGCUGUAAGCAACUCUGUCCCGGAGGCCGUCCCAGUAAGUUGAUGAACAGUUUCACUCCACUCUGCAGCCCUGCAUUGCCUCUCUGAGCAACUAAGGGACCAAUGUGAGUGAAAAAUCCCCCAUCAGAGCUCCACGCCACUUUCCCCUUUUCUAGCUGGGCUGUAUUGAACAGACUGGACUAUUUCAGCAGGAACAGUCUUUGAUCAUUGUGACUCAGAAGCAGACAGCUCUGAUGAGCACACACACUCAGAUAUACACACCUACAUACAGUAUGAUUAUACAUAUGUACACACACAUUGUAUUUGAACCUCGCUCAAUAAGCUUAUGUAAAUUCCAAUGUAUCACUUUCCAAAUAUUACAGCAUAAAUGUUAAUAGUUAUUUUAAAUAAUAAAAAAAAUGUUGCAAACCAUCAUACAAUACAGAAACAGUGUUAUAAAGCCUACUGUGAAUAAUAAGUGGAGAGCCUGACAGUGGUGAGUGUGUGUGUAUGUGUGUGUAUUUGGAAAGGAUUGUAUGUGCUGGAAAGUGUGGUGAGGGGUGUGUAUGGACAGGCCAGAGGGGGAGAAUGUUUAUAAAGCUGUAGAUUACUGUGUCAUGUCUGUCUGAAAGCUCAGACACGCUUUAAAUGUUUGAAAAUGUUACCUUAAGUGUUUUCUAUACAGUGUUUGCAAAGAUCAAGAAACAAUUGCAUAUAAAGUAUUUACCAAGACCAA
Molecule: messenger RNA, 2988 nt
Organism: Sphaeramia orbicularis (orbiculate cardinalfish)
Lineage: Eukaryota; Metazoa; Chordata; Actinopteri; Kurtiformes; Apogonidae
Gene: pid1
Product: phosphotyrosine interaction domain containing 1
Exons: 3
Coding region: 130-807 (225 amino acids)
Biological process (GO): regulation of reactive oxygen species metabolic process; negative regulation of insulin receptor signaling pathway; negative regulation of D-glucose import across plasma membrane
Cellular component (GO): cytoplasm
Source: RefSeq, a predicted model, not a curated record